Messenger RNA from Cloeon dipterum, 2205 nucleotides. Its product is annotated as long-chain fatty acid transport protein 4-like. The record is from RefSeq and is a predicted model, not a curated record. Gene Ontology annotation, biological process: triglyceride homeostasis. Gene Ontology annotation, molecular function: long-chain fatty acid transmembrane transporter activity; long-chain fatty acid-CoA ligase activity. Gene Ontology annotation, cellular component: endoplasmic reticulum. The transcript has 11 exons. Bases 16 to 1965 code for a protein of 649 amino acids. NCBI's taxonomy places the organism in Eukaryota, Metazoa, Arthropoda, Insecta, Ephemeroptera, Baetidae.
GAGCGGAGCGGCGCGAUGAAGCUGCAGCCCAAACUGAAGCUGGUGGCUUACCCUCUGGCCGUGCUCUACCUUCUCUUCUGGGGGCCGACCUACACGCUGCCCAUUCUUUUGGCCACGUUCGCCGCCUACGUCUCGCAGAAUGAACGCUACAGGUGGUUCUACAUCCUCUACAAGACCCUGCCCAGGGACCUCAGGGCGAUUAUUGGCUUUGGAACGGUGAACCUGCGGAUGGCAAAAUGGGAAAGAGAAAAUUUGAACGCGGUCAGCAUGUUCCACAACACUGCAAAGAAUCACGCGGACAAGGUGGCAUUCUACCAGGAUGACCAGAUAUGGACGUUCAAAAAGGUGUUGGACUACAGCAGAAGGGUGGCGGCUUAUUUCCACGCGAAAGGAUACAAGAAGGGGGACGUGGUCGCCCUUCUGUCCACCAACAGGCCAGAGUACGCAGCAAUUUGGAUGGGCCUGGCCGAGAUCGGUGUUCAGGCCGCCUUGAUCAACUUCAAUUUGAGAAAGCAGCCGCUCAUCCAUUCCAUCACCGUGGCAGUGACCACUUGCAAAUCGAUCAUCUACGAGGCUGGCGAACUGGCCGACGCCAUCAAAGAAAUUGAUUCGGAAUUGCCGAACCUGACCAAGCUUCAGUUGGGAACAGGGGGCUCCUUGCUGCCUGGAGCGUUGUUGUUGGACGAGGAACUGCAAAAAGUGAGCAGCAAGCCCAUUCCUGGCGCUGUGGACAAGCUCAGACCCAACGACAAACUUUUGUACAUCUACACCUCCGGCACCACUGGCCUGCCAAAAGCAGCGGUCAUCACCCAUCUCAGAUUCAUGUUCAUGUCCACCGGAGUGAACGUGAUGCUUCGAAUCAAGCACAGUGACUGCAUCUACACGUCCUUGCCGCUGUACCACACAGCCGGCGGCCUCUUGGGCAUGGGCAGCGUCCUCCACUACGGGGCAACAAUGGCGCUGAGGAAAAAGUUUUCAGUCACUAAUUUCUGGACCGAUUGCAUCAAGUACCAAUGCACCGCGGCGCAAUACAUUGGAGAGAUCUGCAGGUAUUUGCUUUCAGCGCCUGAGAAGCCGGAAGACAGGGCUCAUAACGUCAGGAUCAUGUUCGGGAACGGACUUAGACCGCAAAUUUGGUCGCAGUUCGUGAAAAGGUUCGGAAUCAAAGACAUCGGCGAGUUUUACGGAGCAACAGAGGGCAAUUCGAAUAUUGUGAAUUUUGACAACACCGUGGGCGCGGUCGGAUUUGUGCCGCGGUACGCAACAGCAGUCUACCCACUCGCAUUAAUCAGAGUGAAUGAGGAGACUGGUGAACCUUUGAGAGGCUCGGACGGACUUUGCAUCAAAUGCAAGAUAGGCGAAGCGGGAUUGUUUGUGGGGAAAAUCAAUAAGAAACGGCCGGUGAAUGCAUUCGACGGCUACGCUGAUAAGAAGGCCUCCGAGAAAAAGGUUUUGAACAAUGUCUUUGAGCAUGGCGACACGUUUUUCAACUCGGGCGACAUCUUGGAAAUGGACGAAUUAGGAUACUUUUACUUCAAAGACAGAACCGGAGAUACGUUCAGGUGGAAAGGAGAAAACGUCGCUACCUCGGAAGUGGAGGCAGUCAUCAGCAACGUUGCUCAGCUGAAUGACGCAGUCGUUUAUGGAGUGGAGAUCCCUGGUGCUGAAGGCAGAGCGGGAAUGGCCUCCAUCGUGGGAGUGCAGGGAGAGGAGGAGUUGAACAAAUUGGCAGCGGGCAUUAGGUCUAAUUUGCCGUCCUAUGCGCGACCUCUCUUUUUGCGGGUGCUCAAGGAACUGCCCAUGACAGGCACUUUCAAAUUAAAGAAGAACGACCUGCAGAAAGAAGGCUACAACUUGGAUGUUGUGAAAGAUCCCAUUUACUUCGUGGAUCAAAAGAGCGGCCAGUUCAAGCUGCUAACCCCCCAAGUCUACAAAGACAUUCUGGAUAAAAAGUUCAAAGUGUAAUGAAUUUUCUUGCCAUGAGGUUGUUGUUGAAUAAGUGAACGGACUUGCCAGAGUUCGGCUCAAAUGUCCUGUGAUCACUGUUAACCAUUGUCCAAUAGAGUCGGAUGCAAUCAUUCCUCACUGACAACUUAGUCAAAGUGAACCAAGACUUAAACGCGAUAGAAUUACUGCCAGUUUUAUGCCUUUCUUAAUAAGCAAUGUACAAUUUGUUCAAUAAAUCCUAUUUUGUUUCACAAUCAA